Molecule: messenger RNA, 1849 nt
Organism: Nerophis lumbriciformis (worm pipefish)
Lineage: Eukaryota; Metazoa; Chordata; Actinopteri; Syngnathiformes; Syngnathidae
Source: RefSeq, a predicted model, not a curated record
CUAUUUGUAUUGUCCAAAUUGCGGUUACUGAUCUUUUAUAAUGAACAUUGUCUGUGUCACGUGACUCGUAUUUGUAUAUAAAUGUUAAAUACCGUAUUUUAUCAAUUAUAGUUCUGCACCAUUUUAAGUGUUUUUUUAAUUCAACCUCGUCUGUCAGUCUGAAUGGCAUCCUCAGUGAUGGACGGAGUGGGCCGAGCCGUGGUCGGAGUCUGGCGGGCGCACACGUCCCUGGACGAGUCCGACGGCGCGGAGAGUUCUCCCGAGGCACCCGACCGCUUCCGCAAACUCCGAUCCUCGUCCUCUCUUAAUUCCCUGCGCAUGUCCCUGCGGAAGCGUCUCCCGCUGCGCACCGUCCAGGCCGGGUCUCUUCCGGAGACCGACGUCGAGCCUGCGAAGGAGCAACCGAAGGCCGGCGCGGUCCGGAAGCUCGGCCGCGGUGCUCGGAACUCCAUCACCGGAGUGUAUCAGAGGUUGCAGAGGACCAGAGAGUUCUCCCGUGAGGAGUGUCUGGUGGCUACCCCGGGUCGCAUCUGCGAAGAGGAAGAGAACGCGUCGUCGCCCGUCCGGACCCCGAGGCGCACCCCCAGGUCGGCGACAACACCCGCCCGCACCCCGGGCUCCAGAGGCAGGAGGACUCCUGACGCUGGCGUGCGCGGGGUUAAGCACGGAGCAGGCAGGAGGCAGUUGGUUCGGAUGGCGGCGCUGCGUAGCCCCUUUGCGUCCCCCAACACGCAGAACCAGAGACUGAAGUUCGACGGAGACCUAGAGUCGGUGUCGAGCGGACUCCGCAGGCUGAAGCAUCUCUCCCGGGCCUUCGAUGAGCUCAUCGGGCGGGACGACAACACCAAAACACAGCAGAAGUGCGGCGGUGUGGUGAUGAGGAAGUUGGACCCGUGCGGGAAACUCAGCUGCUCCAAUCUGAGCCGCCGAGCCUCCCGACUCUCCCAACGCCUCGGCGGGUGGGCCGACGUGACCGUGAGCGCCGUACGCAAGUGAGCCCGACUCUGCGUGUUAGUGUGGAACAACCUUUUGUAGCCAACGUUCUUAUUUAGCCAAAUGAAGAUCUUGCCUUGUUUAGAUGUAAAACAAAAAACUGGGACCUUGUUACAUGGCAGCAGCUUUUUUUUUUGUCUGUAUGUUUUAGCAGAGUUAUUGUGGUUUACUCUCCUCAGUGUAGCCGGCAAAAGGUCUACAUGUUUAGUGAUUGUCCUCGCUACUACGACCAAAUGUACUCGGCAACAUUUCUCUACACCAGGGGGUGUCCAAACUACGGCCCGUGAGACCUUAGGAGUCCAGUAAGGAAUUUUACCCACAGGGAGGUUGCAUUUAUUAUCUUUGUCUGACAAUUUUGAUGAUAAUAUGUAGCCUUUUAGUGGACAAUGUAAAUAAUUCAGGUUAAUGACCUUGAAUUAUGCGCUGAAUGGAAGAAUGCACAUCAUUUACUUGUAUGCCCCAAUGCAAACAACCUUCCCUAGUCAUGGCGCAACAAACAAAUAUCCGACUAUUAUAAAAUGUCAACGCACACAACCUGCUCACUGAACUUUGUGGAUAUUAUAGAUAAAACAUCCUUGCACCAUAAAUAAAAAAAUCUAAUUUACACCGAUUCAAAUCAAUUACAAAGCAUGUUGGGAAAAAUACAAAACACUACACACACUUUUCAGUGUUUGGUGCAUUUUCGUUGCUUGGCAUUUAGUUCUUGUCUUGUCGUCACGGAAGUAAACAAGGUAGAAGUCGAACUUUCACAUACCAUUAAUACUCUAUGAUAUUAUUUAUAUAUCCAUUAUAUUAAUAUAAUAUGUACACACAUGUUUGUGUAUUUAUAUAUAUAUAUAUAUAUAUAUAUAUAUAU